UCGGUGUCAGAGGGCUUACAACCAAUUUUUUGCGGGCUGCCCAGUGUAACCAAGCACUUGCCGUCGUCCGACCCAUACUUAUCUUUUCUGCGUCCUGAGCCACAACUAAUCCGCCCCGUCAACAAUGUCGGUGGCUACCAAAAACCCCUUUGCCUUGCUGGAUGAGGACGAAGCUCGUCCGACGACCCCACCGCCCCAGCCAAAGCAGGAGCCCCCAGCGCCUGCUCGCACGAACCAAAAGCCACGCGGUGGUCCGGCAUCGAGAGGUGGCAAGUACUACCAGCGCGGCGGUAAAUCUGCCCCAAGGGACAACCAAACCCAGGAAGGUACUCAAGAUCCCGUGUCGCCAGACGGCCAGCGAAAGUUCGAAGGUCGUGGUCGCGGUCGAGGUGGGCGAGGUGGAGGUCGUGGUGGUCGUGGCAGGCCUUUUGACAGGCAGAGCCAGACCGGAAAGACUGACUCCGACAAAAAGGUUCACCAAGGCUGGGGUGGAGAUGACGGUGCUACAGAGCUCAAACAAGAAGAAGCCGCCGCCACUGAUGCCGUAGCAGAAGGCUCCAACGAAUGGGGUGUUCCCGAUGCUGCCUCUGGGGGUGAUUGGGGUGCUCCCAAUGCUGCCUCUGGAGGUGAUUGGGGUGCACCCGCCUCCAGUGGUGAUGCCUGGGAGGCUCCCGCUGCCGGUGAGGUUACAGCAGACGCUGCCACACCAGCCGACAGGCCUCCUCGCAAGGAACGCGAAGAAGAAGAGGACAACACUCUCACCCUUGACCAGUAUCUUGCCCAGCAGAAGACAAAAGAAGGGAUUUUGCCCAAGCCCGAAGCUCGCAAGGCCAAUGAAGGUGCUGAAGGUGACCUCUUCAAAGGCGCGACUCUCCUCGCGAAACCUGACGAAGAAGAAAGCUAUUUUAUAGGCAAGGCCAAGCCCUCUGCCAAGGCUCGCGCCAAGAAGGAGGAGAAAGUUUAUCUCGAGAUUGAUGCUCGCUUUGACCGUCCGUCCCCACGCGGUGGGCGUGGUAGGGGUAGGGGUGGUGAGGGAAGAGGUAACUUCCGUGGUGGACGAGGUGGCAACAGAGGAGGCCACAAUGGCACUGCGCCCUCAGUCGCGCCUGUCGUCAACGUCGACGAUGAAACUGCCUUUCCGUCCCUUUCUUGAAAGACGGCAUACAUAUUCCAACAAUACAAAAGCAACCAAUAUGCCCGUCCACCUGUCCCAUUUCUUUUGUUCCUCAAGUUCCUCAUUCUUCGUCCGUACUUUCUCGUCCCACCUCCCUGCGUGCUUGAUAUGAUAUGAUAUUUCUGAAUUAUGAAGGUGAUGUCCUGGGGGGAUUGUUGGGGUGAGGACUCUGUAUAUUGUACAAAGUAUUGAAAAAAAACAUUUUCAAAUGUACGUCAGAUUCGAUGCGGGAAAUACGACCAAUACUACGGCGUAAUACAACUCUCUACUGACGCC
Messenger RNA from Guyanagaster necrorhizus, 1450 nucleotides. RefSeq lists its product as uncharacterized. The coding region runs from base 125 to 1153 and encodes 342 amino acids. The transcript is spliced from 5 exons. Gene Ontology annotation, cellular component: cytoplasm; nucleus. Gene Ontology annotation, molecular function: RNA binding. The record is from RefSeq and is a predicted model, not a curated record. NCBI's taxonomy places the organism in Eukaryota, Fungi, Basidiomycota, Agaricomycetes, Agaricales, Physalacriaceae.